AUGAGCCGCUCCUCCCCUCCCCUCCGUUAUCUUCACAUCGCGGACGUUAACGCGACAGAGGAGGAAUUUUCUACUCCAUUCCUACUCUCGAACAGCUCCACAUCUAUCAUCUCUGGAUGGGAGAAGUUUUUGAAGCUCCUUGCUUCUACAGCCAUCGUUUCGCGUGACAGUGGGGAUGUCACCAAAUUCCUACCGAAACUCAAAGAACUGACGGCAUGGUUUGAAGAAUUGUACAGCUGGCGCACAUUGGCAACAAUAUUCCUGCCAGGGCCUGUUCCAAACGGUCACUGGCGCAGACUCCUGAAAACAGUGCAGAUUCACUGUAUGUGCACAGAUGAUGACGAAUACAUCGACGAGGAGGGUGUUUCACAGUUGAUGGCUGUCCGUGAAGCUGGAAUCUCGCUCAAAGUCACGAAUGAAGAUACCGGCAGAGACUUCAUCAAUGAGUCUCGGGAAUAUCUUGAAAGCCAGAAGGCAAACGAGACGGAAUACACUGAAGACGAAGACAUGGAAGACUCGGACGGCUCAGAAGACGAGUGA
Messenger RNA from Cyclocybe aegerita, 540 nucleotides. NCBI's taxonomy places the organism in Eukaryota, Fungi, Basidiomycota, Agaricomycetes, Agaricales, Hemipholiotaceae. The record is from the annotation of a GenBank genome assembly.